This is a messenger RNA of Thalassophryne amazonica, 2005 nucleotides long. It is a transcript of the gene cyp7b1, whose product is annotated as cytochrome P450 7B1. The record is from RefSeq and is a predicted model, not a curated record. The coding region runs from base 23 to 1546 and encodes 507 amino acids. Gene Ontology annotation, molecular function: oxidoreductase activity, acting on paired donors, with incorporation or reduction of molecular oxygen; heme binding; iron ion binding. NCBI's taxonomy places the organism in Eukaryota, Metazoa, Chordata, Actinopteri, Batrachoidiformes, Batrachoididae. Gene Ontology annotation, biological process: cholesterol homeostasis; bile acid biosynthetic process. The transcript is spliced from 8 exons.
CCAGGUCCUCGCCCUGGACGUGAUGUCGCUGCUCCUGCUGCUCCUCCUCGGCCUCCUCUCGGCGCUGCUCCUGCUGCUCCGCUCCAGAAGAAGAAGAGACGGUGAACCGCCGCUCAUCACAGGCUGGAUUCCUUUCCUGGGAAAAGUUGUGGAGUUCAGAAAAGAUGCUCACAAAUUCCUUGAAGAACAAAAGAGUGAAUUUGGGGACGUGUUCACGGUGCUGAUUGCAGGUCGAUACAUGACGUUCAUCAUGAAUCCGUUGCUGUAUCCCAGCAUCAUCAAACAUGGCCGGCAGCUUGAUUUCCACGAGUUCUCUGGAAAGGUGGCUCCCUUCACCUUUGGCUACCCGCCCGUCCUCAGCAGCAGGUUUCCUGGCCUGCAGGAGCACAUCAUUCGCUCCUUCCAGCUCCUCCAGGCGGAAAACCUCACUCCCCUGACAGACAGCAUGAUGGGAAACCUCAUGCUGGUUUUCCGGCAGGAUCACCUGACUGAGGGUCCGACGGCGGAAUUGGAGGAGGGUGGCUGGAGGACGUCCAGCAUCUACCAGUUCUGCAAUUCGGUCAUGUUUGAAGCCACGUUCCUGACUCUGUACGGCAAACCGGCUUCUGGUGGCCGCCACAGUGGAACAGCAGAACUGAUCCAGGACUUUGUCGAGUUUGACAGCAAGUUUUCACUGCUGAUUGCUCAAAUCCCCAUUUGGCUGCUGGGACAGACCAAAGCCAUCCGCCAGAGGCUGAUCAACUACUUCCUGCCACACAGGAUGUCUCGUUGGACCAACACCUCCCAGUUCAUCAGAUGGCGAGCGGAGGUGUUUGAGCAGUAUGAGGCACUGACAGAGGUCGAUAAAGCUGCUCAUCACUUCGCCAUCCUGUGGGCGUCAGUGGGGAACACGAUCCCGGCCGCCUUCUGGGUCGUGUACUACCUGGUGAGCCACCCCGAGGCUCUGGAUGUCGUCCAUCAGGAGAUCCGUGACGUCCUGAAGCUCAGCAGCAUUGACUUCAGCAGCGACAGGGACAUAAGACUGGGCAGGGAGCAGCUGGACCAGCUCCAGUACCUGGAGAGCGCCAUCAACGAGAGUCUCCGCCUGUCAUCCGGCUCCAUGAACAUCCGGGUGGCUCAGGAGGACUUCAGGCUGCGUCUGGACAGCUCGCGCUCGGUGGACGUCAGGAAAGGUGACAUCAUCGCACUCUACCCGCAGACCGUCCACAUGGACCCUGAAAUCUACGAGGACCCGCAGAUGUUCCGGUUCGACCGCUUCAUGCAGGACGGCAAAGACAAGACGGACUUCUACAAGGACGGCCAGAGGCUGAGGUACUACCUGAUGCCGUUCGGCUCGGGCGCAUCCAUGUGUCCCGGCCGCCACUUCGCCAUCAACGAGAUGAAGCAGUUCCUGUGCCUGCUGCUGCUCUACUUCCAGCUCCAGCUGGAGGACGGUCAGACCCCGGCGGGUCUGGACCACAGCCGAGCCGGGUUGGGCAUCCUGCUGCCCAGCCACGACGUUCGCUUCCGGUACCGGCGGCGUGACGUCACGUCGCAGCAGGAGUGAUUGUUUCCCGCUCGCGAGCUGAGUUCUGAACGUUGUGUGAAAGUGAUGAAGCGACGGCGAGGCAACGCCGUGUUCAGCCAAACAAACAGGAACCUUUAAUUCAGGUUCAGGGGUUUCACGUGUGAAGGUUCCUCUGUGAUGUCUGAACCAGAAGGAAGGUUCCACGUCCUGGAUCCAAACCAAAAGAGUUCAUAAAACAUCCUGUCAGAACGUUUUCAGAAAUCAGUGAACCCCUUAGCAGCUCGCUGGCUCAGAAGUAUUUGGACAGUAACAUUUUGGCUUCUCCAUAAAUUUGUAGUGUUAGAUAAUAUCUGUACCCGCACCAUAGACGGUCCCAGUGGAGAGCUGCUUCCGCCUCCUGAGGCGUCGGACAGUUUGCCAGAAUUUCUUUGAGGCCAACCGAUAGUCCUCCUCCACGGCCUCCCCGAACUCCUCCCAGACCCGAGUUUUUGCCUCUGC